Molecule: messenger RNA, 5616 nt
Organism: Closterium sp. Yama58-4
Lineage: Eukaryota; Viridiplantae; Streptophyta; Zygnematophyceae; Desmidiales; Closteriaceae
Source: the annotation of a GenBank genome assembly
AUGGCUAGUCCUCCAGUUCUAGCUUUCGAUGCCGAGGGCCGUCCAGUGAAGUUCGAAACCUGGCUAGAUGACCUGCACCUGUUCCUACAGCUCACUGCCAAGGAAGAUAUCUCACUGUACGACCACGCCCUAGGCCAUGCCACUGCCCCUGACUCGACUGCUGACAGCACUCUGCGUUCCCAGUGGCAGACCCGUGAUGCGCACGCUCGCUUUGCUAUUCGCAACUCCCUGCCGCUAGACGAGCGCGAGCACUUCGGCCAGUGCAAGACUGCUAAGGACCUCUACACCGCUGUAGUUGCCCGCUACUCCUCACCCGCUUCUGCCACGCUAGGCCGCCUCACUCUCCCCUACCUGUUCCCUGACCUAGCCUCCUUUCACACUGUCGCAGACCUCAUCACCCACCUUAAGACUAGUGAGGCCCGCUUUCGCGCUGCUAUGCCUGCCGAGGACCACUUCCUCUCUCGCUCCCCCACUGAGCUCACUGUUGCCCUCCUCGAGAAGGAACUGCUUGCAGCUGAGGCGAGUAUCGUCGCUGUAGGCACCUCUCGUGGCGACCCCCGCACCCCGUUCUUUGAGGGGUGUUCCCCUUCCCCCCUCCUCCCCUCUGUCGCCUCUGCUGCUGCUGUCGACCUUCUUGGUGCUGAGAAGGUCGGGACCGCGUCUGCUUCGAGCGGGCGCCGCAGGAACAAGGGGGGCAGGGGUGGGGGUGGCGGCGGAGGAGGUGGGGGUGGAGGCGGUGGGAGUGGAGGCGCGGCUGGGGAGACUAGUGGCGGCAGUGGGGGAGGAGACAGCAGCGGUGGGAGUGGUGGCGGAGGCGGCGGCGGAGGCGGAGGUGGUCGUGGCGGCGGCAGGGGUGGAGGUGGCCGGGGCGGCGGCGGUGGGGGUGGUGGUCGUGGAGGCACUGGCGGAGGGCAGAGUCAGCAGCCCGCCCCGACGCUUCAGGCCGCUCGUGAGUGGUAUGCGCAGCGUGGCUUUACCUGCACGUACGUCAUUCGCACAGGUGACCGCAGCGGCCAGCAGUGUGGGAGGCCGCACCCCACGCAGCGCUGCUUCGCGCGCCUUACCGACGCGUGGCGCACUCAGUUUCCUGCUGCCACUGAGCUGCCGCGCUGGGCUGAUCUGGAAAAGAGGGGUGUUGAUAUUUGGGCUUUAGACUUUGAUGCUAUUCUCACUGCCAUGUAUGCAAUGUCUCUUAGUGGAGAGGGUGCUCAGUACUUGCGUGUUCCGCCCGACCCGGGCAUUCAGGCCAGUCCGGCUGCCGCUCUAGGUGCUAGUGCGUCUGCUCCCACAGGUCCUGGUGAGGCUGCAGCCCUAGGUGCUAGUGCGUCCGUGCCCCCUGGUACUGAGUCGACUGCAGCACUGCACACCUUCAUACUGGACUCAGGUGCUUCUCGCUCCUUCUUUCGUGACCGCACUGUCCUUGAGCCACUCGCUCGGCCAGUUGCUGUCUCCCUUGCUGACCCCUCUGGGGGUCCGGUCAUUGCGACCUCCUCCACUGUCCUUCCUUGUCCGGCGGUCCCGUCCGGCACGCUGUCAGGUCUCUACCUCCCCUCGUUCUCCACGAACUUGGUGGCAGGUAGUGCGCUCCAGGACGGGGGUGUUCACCAGUUCACCCCCGCCUACGAGCGCGUGACACACUGCACGUAUGCUCGGACGGGUCGCCACCUGGCUACCUUCACUCGGGAGCCGGGGUCGGACCUUUACACACUGACCACUGAGUCCCCUCAGGUAGCUGCGUCCGCGUCUACGUCUGCGUCAGGUCAGCUGUCCGCCCCCUGCUCUCUGGCGCAUGAGACUGUCCUUUGGCACCACCGCCUUGGUCACCCGUCUGUGCAGCGCCUUCGGGCCAUGCACAAACGGGACCUUGUUGCUGGUCUUCCCAGGGUACUCCCUCCCCUUCCAGACUCGCCUGCUCCUCCCUGUAUUCCCUGUGUCGAGGGGCGGCAGCGCGCCGCUCCUCACUCCUCCUCCUUUCCCCCGACGACCGCUCCUUUGCAGACGCUCCACUUGGACGUGUGGGGCCCAGCCCGCGUCCGUGGCCAGGGUCAGGAGAGGUACUUCCUGAUUGUUGUUGACGACUUCUCGCGCUUCACCACGGUCUUCCCCUUGCGCGCCAAGGGUGACGUCCCUGAUGUAUUGAUCCCCUGGAUCCGCAGAUCUCGUCUCCAGCUCAGUGAGCGUUUCCGCUCCGACUUCCCUGUCCUGCGUCUGCACUCUGACAGAGGUGGGGAGUUUACCUCUGGCCUCUUGGAGGCCUUCUGUCAGCAGGAGGGCAUUGAGCAGUCGUACACGCUUCCGGCCUCUCCGCAGCAGAAUGGGGUUGCUGAGCGCCGCAUUGGUCUGGUCAUGGAGGUCGCUCGUACCUCCUUGAGCCAUGCGGCUGCCCCCCAUUUUUUGUGGCCGUUUGCAGUCCGAUACGCUGCGCAUCAGCUCAACCUCUGGCCCCGUGUCUCCUUGCCCGAGACUUCUCCGACACUGCGUUGGACGGGAGAGGCUGGCGAUGCGUCGCGUUUUCGGGUCUGGGGAUCCCGAGCUUUUGUCCGCGACACGUCCGCGGACAAGCUCUCCCGUCGCGCUGUCCCCUGCGUCUUCCUUGGCUUUGUCCCGGACGCCCCUGGCUGGCAGUUCUACCACCCCACCUCGCGUCGUGUCCUGGCCUCUCAGGACGUCACUUUUGACGAGUCCGUCCCCUACUACCGCCUCUUCCCCUACCGCACUGCCCCGCUCCCCCCCCCCCACCUCUCUUCCUCGCUCCAGGUAGACCCGGGUGAGCCUGUCGAGGUAGCUGUUGACUCUCGUCCUGCUAGGGGUGCUGAGCCUGGGGGUGCUGCGUCUGGGGGUGCUGAGCCUGGGAGUGCUGAGUCUGGGGGUGCGGAGCCUGGAGGUGCUGAGCCUGGGGGUGCUGCGUCUGGGGGUGCUGAGUCCGGGGGUGCUGAGCCUGAGCGUGCUACACCUGGAGGAGCCCUCUCCUCCCAGCAGCUGCAGGAGAGGUACCUCGAGUACUGUCGCCUCCGGAGAGGUGCUGCUGGAGCUCGUCCCGGUACUUCCCCUCCUACCCGGGAGCUCCCCCCCAUUCAGCAGAUCCGCGAGUGGUACACACGGCGCUGCAGUCUUCGGAGUGGCGCUGCUGCUGGUGCUGAGGACCCGGACGUUGGAGCUGCUGCUGGUGCUGCGGACCCGCCUGGUGGAGCUGCUGCUGGUGCUGAGGACUCGGACGUUGGAGCUGCUGCUGGAGCUGAGGACCCGGGCGGUGGCGCUGCUGCUGGUGCUGAGGACCCGGACGUUGGAGCUUCUACUGGUGCUGAGGACCCGGGCGGUGGAGCUGCUGCUGGUGCUGAGGACUCGGACGGUGGAGCUGCUGCUGGAGCUGAGGACCCGAGCGGUGGCGCUGCUGCUGCUGCUGAGGACCCGGGCGUUGGAGCUACUACUGGUGCUGAGGACCCGGCCGGUGGAGCUGCUACUGGUGCUGUGGACCCGGACGCUGGAGCUCCUACUGGUACUGAGGACCCGGCCGCUGGAGUCUCUUCUGCUUCUGGAGACGCUGCGCGGCCGCGACCGUACUUCGUACCGCUCCUUCAGCAGGUUCUUGGGCAGGCUCCUCCUCCUUGUCCUCCUCCCUCCGUAGAGUGUCCUCCGCCUGUCCAGCCGCAGUCACUGUUACCGCCUACCUCGCCUCUCCCUGCUCCCUCUCCUUACACUGGUCCCACAGGAGGUCUUGCAGAGCGUCGUGAGCCUGAGUCUCGUCCUGCGUCGCCUGUUCGUCCUGCUCGCACUGGUCGUCGUGUCCGUCGUGAGCGUCCUCCUCCUGUCCCAGGCACUCACUACAUGACUCUGCGUCCCUCUACUGCUCCUCAGCGUGUCCCUCUACCGUCUCCUCCUGCGUCCUCUUUGCCUGACGUUCCGGCCCCUGAGUCUGACCGGUAUCGUGCUGAGCACCCUACUGUCACGCGUCUCCUCGCUACUGUUGUCACUGACCCUACCUUUGAGUCCUCGGCUGCGUCUGCUCUGGUCGCUGAGUUGGUUGACUUUGCUGCUGCCUGUCGUCUAGACUACGCUGCUAGCCUUGUUGCUGAGUCUGAGUCUGAGUCUGUCUGUCCUCCGUCCGUCGGGGGUGAGUGUGCUCUUGGCACGGACGUCCUUGAGGACAGACAGGAGGAGUUCCAGUGUCUUGCUGCUGCUUUGCCCCGUCUUGUGUCCUUGCUAGUUGCCCCUGAGGGAGACCCGGAUGCACCAGACAUCCCGACCCCGCGCACUUACGCUGAGGCGAUGGCGGGUCCCUACUCCUCUCAGGUGAAGCGGCCGCCGGGUUCUCCGCCUGUCUUCAAGGCGCGUUACGUGGCUCGAGGCUUCAGUCAGCGAGAGGGAGUUGACUUCUUCCAGACCUUCUCCCCCACCCCGAAGAUGACUACUCUUCGGGUGCUGCUGCACAUAGCCGCUCACCGCGACUACGAGCUUCACUCACUUGACUUCAGCACUGCUUUCUUGCAGGGCAGCCUGCACGAGGAGAUCUGGCUGCGCCGCCUACCUGGCUUCACUGGGUCGUUUCCUCCUGGUACCCAGUGGAGGCUUCAGCGGCCGGUCUACGGUCUCCGCCAGGCUCCGCGUGAGUGGCACGACACACUGAGGACUACACUUGCGGCUCUUAGGUUCGCGCCUUCUACAGCUGACCCGUCGCUGUUCCUGCGCACCGACACUUCGCUGCCGCCGUUCUACAUCCUCGUGUACGUCGACGACUUGGUCUUUGCCACUGCUGACACUGCAGGACUCGCCUACGUGAAGUCGGAGCUGCAGAGGAGACACACGUGCACAGACCUGGGUGAGCUGACAAGCUAUCUUGGCUUGCGGAUCACCCGGGACAGAGCACGGCGCACCAUCACCCUGACUCAGUCACACAUGGUGCAGCAGGUUCUCCAGCGCUUCCGCUUCACGUACUCCUCGCCUCAGUCCACUCCUCUGCCUACCGGUCACUCGCUCUCAGCUCUGCCUUCGGAUGAGUCCGUAGAGCCGAGUGGCCCGUAUCCAGAGCUUGUGGGCUGCCUCAUGUACCUGAUGACCUGCACUCGACCUGACCUUGCGUACCCUCUUAGCAUCCUUGCACGCUAUGUUGCUCCUGGCCGUCACAGGAAGGAGCACAUGGAUGCCGCUAAGAGGGUGUUGCGCUACUUGUGCAGUACGUCGGGCAUGGGGCUUGUGCUUGGAGGGCGAGACCGAGUUGUGCUCACAGGGCACUCAGACGCUUCUUGGGCAGACGACCAGGCCAGACACCUUCAGCCUUGGCUCUGGCUCACCAUGGCUGCCCAGGAGCUACGCUGGCUGACCUACCUGCUGACCGACCUCGGAGAGCGGCCUCGUUCUCCUCCAGUACUGUACGUCGACAACAAGGCUGCCAUUGCCUUGUGUGAGGAGCACAGACUGGAGCACAGAACGAAGCACAUCGCCCUGCGGUACUUCCUUGCUCGUGAGCUGCAGCAGCGCGGUCAGCUUUGUAUUCGCUACGUGGCCACUGAGGCCAACACUGCUGAUGUGUUCACCAAGGCGCUUCAGCCUCGUGACCAUCAGCGCUUCUGCACUCUACUAGGCCUUGUGCCUACUGGACCUCACUUACUUACCUCUUGA